Candidula unifasciata is the source of this 759-nucleotide messenger RNA. Lineage: Eukaryota; Metazoa; Mollusca; Gastropoda; Stylommatophora; Geomitridae. The record is from the annotation of a GenBank genome assembly.
AUGACAGGUGCAGACAAGUCCAACAGUGACAAGGAUACAACCCUACAAUACUUUGACUUGGAUGGCUCAGCCAGUUUAGGCAGACCCAUAGAUGUCCCAGUUAAAGGGUCAAUUCCAGCAUGGGUGAAGGGCUCCUUAUACAGGAACGGAAGCGGAGUCUACAAGAUGGGAGACCUGACAUGGAAGCAUGCCUUUGAUGGGUUCGCCGUGCUUCAUCGCUGGACCAUCAAGGAUGGAAGGGUGACCUAUUUGUCUUCAGUUCUCGACUCUGACCAUUAUAAUAAGUGUGUCAAGGUAAACAGACUGACUGGCUACAGCUUUGGCAGUUCAUUUCCUGAUCCCUGUAAAAAUAUUUUCAGCAGUAUUUUACAAGAAAGUAGUCUCAUUAUUGGAAAUCAAAUUUUGCAGGUGAGCAUUGCAAAUUACAUCGCUGUACACAUGGGUACUGCCCACCCACAUCAGGAUCCGGAUGGCACCAUGUACUACUUUGGCACCAACAUAAAGUAUUCACAGGCUUACAACUUUGUCCGUAUUCCACGGAACCCGCAGGCUCAGUCCCCUUUUGCUGGAGCAGAACUGAUUGGGUUCAUACCCAGCCGAUGGAAGCUCAACGUGGCCUACACCCACUCAUUUGGCAUGACAAAGAAUUAUUUUGUCCACAUAGAGCAACCGUAUGUCAUUAGCGUUCCUAAAAUUGCUACCAUGGCUAUGCGCCAUUCUAGUCUUGCAGACUGUAUCCGAUGCUACCCAGAAGAACCG